AUGCCCGAUGACGUGCCUGUCGACACUGAUGGUUGGUGGUGCGAUCCCAAAACGGAGUACGCUUUCUUGGGGUUCUCAUACGAGGUUUCAGCUUGCCAGUCUGCCGAUCAGCUGAAGAAGGAAUUUCAAGAUGCCCGGGAUCGAUUUCAGUCUCGCUACAUCCGCCUCUACGGCGCCUGUGAUCGCGAUGGCUUCUACGAUGACGUAAUCGAGGCUGCUUGGAGCGCCAGUGUGGGCGUCCAAGCUCUCAUUUGGUUCGGCUUUGACGGUGAUGACAAGUGGAAGAGCCGCCGGGACGAUUUGCUCGACACCCUGUACUCGAAUCCCAAGGCACCCUUCGUCACGAGAGGUGUCCAAUUCGGUUCGGAACCCCUCUACGACCAGGUUCUUCCCCCUUCUCAGCUCGCCAGCCAGGUCAGCGACGCUCAGACCACGCUACGGCCCCUGGGUAUCAAUGUGACUGUCUCCGAUCUGGCCUAUGGCUUCCAAUCGACAGCCGAUCAGGGCAGCCAGAAAGUGCUGGACCAGAUCGACUUUAUCGAUGCCCACAUGCUUCCUUACUUCUCCCAGCACGCAAGUACGGGUGAUAAGGCCUGGCCCGAUGUUCAAAACGAUCUCAACUACUUCCUCGACAACGGAAAGGGAAAGAAGAUCUACUUUAGCGAAAACGGAUGGCCAUCCACCCAUUACUGUCCCGGUGUUUGUCCUAAUUCGCCAGAUGCAGUGUCAAGCGUUGACAGCGAGGACAAGUACUAUAAGCUGCUUGACUCAAAGUGCGAAUACCUCAAGCAGGUCAACGGAGGCGGUGUAGGAUGGUUCGCUCACAUCUACAGCGACAAUCAAGAGCCAGGGUACGGCAUCUACGACACCAACAUGAAGCUCAAGUUUGACUUCUCUCCCAAGACGAGCUGCUGA
Acaromyces ingoldii is the source of this 915-nucleotide messenger RNA. RefSeq lists its product as hypothetical. The record is from RefSeq and is a predicted model, not a curated record. The coding region runs from base 1 to 915 and encodes 304 amino acids. The transcript is spliced from 7 exons. Lineage: Eukaryota; Fungi; Basidiomycota; Exobasidiomycetes; Exobasidiales; Cryptobasidiaceae.